Messenger RNA from Hyla sarda, 1147 nucleotides. It is a transcript of the gene FBXO36, whose product is annotated as F-box protein 36. NCBI's taxonomy places the organism in Eukaryota, Metazoa, Chordata, Amphibia, Anura, Hylidae. The record is from RefSeq and is a predicted model, not a curated record. The transcript has 4 exons. Gene Ontology annotation, biological process: SCF-dependent proteasomal ubiquitin-dependent protein catabolic process. Gene Ontology annotation, cellular component: SCF ubiquitin ligase complex. Gene Ontology annotation, molecular function: protein binding. The coding region runs from base 139 to 705 and encodes 188 amino acids.
GUCUCCGCCGCACUCCCCCUAGAUGUCUCCGCUCCUCUCCGGCUCCUUCUCACCGAUCAGCUGAGGACGCGAGGCCCAGAUCCCUCCGCGCACUACUUUACAGCUCUGGAUCCUUCCGCCGCAGCGCUGCACUAUUUCAUGAUACCCAUUACACGAGGCCUAGCCGGUAUCCCUCCGCGAACUACUUUACAAAAAGAGGGGAAACGCAGAUCCCGGAGGGGACUACCGCGCACGGUUAUUCUACGAUGGUGGAAAAUCUCCCUCAGAAGCGAAUUUCGGACGGCAAGACCAGGGGAACUUAAGGAAUCUCACGAGGACUUUGUGGAUGACUCAACACUGCAUGCUCAGAUUGGCAUAAUUUUUGGACAGAAGACCCUCUGCUAUGUGACCAACCUUUGCCAAGGACGGUAUGAUUUUCUGGGGCGUCUACCUGAGUCCUUGAUAUUAUAUAUCUUAACGUUCCUGGACUUGGAGGAUAUUACUCAGCUCUCUCAGGUGUCUCGUACAUUUCAGAAGAUCUGCAAUUCAGACAAGCUGUGGGAGCACAUUGUUGAGCGGUCCUGUGACCGAGUUACCCCAGAGAUGAGAUCUCUUGCGCAGGACCUAGGCUGGAAGCAGUUCUUCUACACCAACAAACUACAACUUCAGCUCCAGCUCCGGAGGCGAAGGAAGAGACAGGAAAAUCAGGAAAUGUUCUUGGAGUAACAGGAUGCAUGUUGGAGUAUUAUAAUUAAAGACCUUAAGAACUGUAAAUAAGAAGUCACAUGGUUCUGAUGAGAUUUUCCAUUCAUACUCAUAGACUGUGUGCUAGUAUCCAAACGUUAUGAACUGUAAGCUCAAUACAUUUUUUUUAGUGCACACUCUUCUUCUGGUGCAACUGAAUGGGGUUAUCCUAAGAUUAAAAAAUGUCACCUAUCAAUAGGAUAGGUUAUAAAUAUCUGAUCAAUGGGGAUCUGACUGCUGGUACCCCUAUGAAUCCCAAGAAAAGGAGUUCCUUGUCCCCUGAGUAAAAGGAGCGUCAGUGCAUGCUCGACAACCACUCCAGUCAUUCAUGAAGGGACUGCCAAAGACAGCAGAUCACUGUACUCAGCUGUCGAUCUGCCCCAUUGAUCAGAUACUUAUUACCUAUCCUGAGAAAGGUCCUCUU